Molecule: messenger RNA, 375 nt
Organism: Geodia barretti
Lineage: Eukaryota; Metazoa; Porifera; Demospongiae; Tetractinellida; Geodiidae
Source: the annotation of a GenBank genome assembly
CUGCGGUUCCCUGGUGGUCUAUUGCGGGUUGAACCGAAGAAGACGCGCGAUGCCGUCAGGGCGGUGGUGGCCGAAAUAAGUGGUAUGCGUGAGGAGGUCCCGCCGGCGGAACUGCACAAGGCCAAGGAAUUUACCAAGGGUCGGCUGAUGCUGCGUAUGGAGGACACUCGCUCAGUAGCCGCCUGGCUGGGCGCGCAGGAACUUCUGCUAGGGCAGGUUUCCACGAUAGAUGAAACAGUGCAGAAGAUUGACGACGUUACUUCCGAGGAUGUUGCGCGAGUCGCGGAGAGAAUGCUGGACCCCGACAAGCUCCGCCUGGCCGUGGUGGGCCCCCACCGCGGGGAGAAGACGUUGCAGAAGAUGCUGAAGUUCUAG